CUCGACCAAACGCCACUUGCGUCUUGAGAUCCUGAGGCGCUGCAGAGCUUGUCCGAUGUCUUUCGUCUCAGCUUGACCCGUCAUGCGUUCUCGUAAUAUCGGCAUGAGACCCUGAAUCAAUCACAUCACCUGGCGCCAUGUCGUCCCCGCCGCCAAGCUUCAGGCAGUCGUCCCCGGCUGGAGCUCCUGGACGCCAGAGAUCCAAGUUCACGUAUCGCAACUUUGCUCAUUUGGCAUCCUAUUCGACAUCAUGCCCUCUCCGAGUCGUGGCCCAUAUCGACCUGGAUGCCUUCUAUGCGCAGUGUGAGAUGCGGCGCUUGGACCUUCCCGACGACCAACCCCUAGCUGUGCAGCAGUGGCAAGGCUUGAUUGCCGUCAACUAUCCUGCCAGGGACAAGGGCGUUGGACGAUUUCAUGACAUUGGCGAGGCAAAGAAACUUUGCGAGAACCUCAUCUGUCAGCAUGUCGCUACGUGGCGGGAAGGUGAGGAGAACUGGGCGUACCGAGACGACCCCGUGGUGAACACUGACAAGGUGUCACUCGAUCCUUACCGGAUGCAGUCGAGGAACAUCCUGGCCGUCAUCAAGGAGUCACUUCCGGCAGAUCUCCAAAAGGUGGAAAAAGCUUCCAUCGACGAAGUGUUCCUCGAUCUAUCUGCUCAAGUCCAAUCUAUCAUGACCACGCGGUUUCCAGAGCUCAACCGCCCGCCACCCUACGAUGAUCCUACUGAGAAACUCCCCGUGCCAUCCAUCACGGCACUGGACUGGAAGGCUGACGCUCUUGUGGACCUGGAUGACACAGAGACCGAGACUGACGACCCAGAUUGGGACGACGUGGCAAUUCUGAUCGGGUCAGAAAUUGUAAGGGGCGUCAGGGAGGCCAUCCGUGACAGGUUGAACUUCACAUGCUCGGCGGGUGUCGCCCAGAACAAGAUGCUUUCGAAAUUGGGCUCUGGCUCCAAGAAGCCCAAUGGCCAGACAGUCGUCCGAAAUCGCGCCAUCGCUCACUUCUUGUCGGGCUUCAAGUUCACCAAGAUACGUAAUUUGGGCGGCAAGUUGGGCGACCAAGUCGCGCAAACAUUCGGUACCGACGCCGUCAGUGAGCUGCUAUUGAUACCUAUCGAGCAGCUCAAGCUGAAGUUGGGAGACGACACGGGAAGUUGGAUCAAGUCAAUGUUGUCGGCCAAAUCAUUCCGACCAAGCAUCAACAGCACCGAGCAGGCCAUCAAAUGGCUUCGCAUCUUCGUGGGUGACAUUUUCUCCCGCCUCGUCGAAGAGGGUGUCCUCGAGAACAAAAGACGUCCUCGGACCAUUAACCUUCACCAUCGACAGGGAGGUCAGACCAAAUCCAGACAGAGCCCAAUCCCCCAGGGAAAACCAAUCGACAAGGAGAUGCUGCUCGGACUCGGAAAGAAUUUGCUAAACCAGAUUGUCCUGGAGGGC
This is a messenger RNA of Cryphonectria parasitica EP155, 1442 nucleotides long. It is a transcript of the gene Rad30, whose product is annotated as putative Rad30, DNA polymerase eta. Gene Ontology annotation, molecular function: damaged DNA binding; DNA-directed DNA polymerase activity. NCBI's taxonomy places the organism in Eukaryota, Fungi, Ascomycota, Sordariomycetes, Diaporthales, Cryphonectriaceae. The annotation marks the transcript as partial. Gene Ontology annotation, biological process: response to radiation; error-prone translesion synthesis. Gene Ontology annotation, cellular component: site of double-strand break; nucleus; replication fork. The transcript has 6 exons. The record is from RefSeq and is a predicted model, not a curated record.